CAAACAAAAACGAAAACAACCAGAAAAAGAAACAACACCCAAGGUUGUAUUUUGGACUCCUUAUGCAUAAGCACAUAGUGUACCAUCUACCCCCCCUACACACACAGGUGGGCCCCCCCCCACAAAUACAUACACAGUCAUAUAUACAGAAUCAUAUAUGAAAAUGCAUUAUACAUGCAUCAUUUUGCUCAAAUUUUAUCUCAAGGUAUUUUACUUUAUGGAGGUAAAGAAAUGACCGCUUCAGCCCAAUGACCAAUAUACAAGCAAGCUAAUGCCUCUUCUAACAAACAUACAGGGUUGUUUUUUUAAGGCAACUGGUCAAAUGGUAAGUAAAUACCUGCGAGCUUGCAAGUGCUCCUGUAGGGCUUCAAAGUGUCAAUCAUAUCUACAGUCAUCAUUUAAAGAAUUAAUGUCCGCCAAUGUUAUCAUCUAAAAUGUAUUUGCAGAGGUCAGAAGAGCAGAGUCUGUCCUUCCCCAUGCCAGAAGCAGUGACAUCAAAGGGCCAUGUCACAAGCUGCAGUUUAGUUAGUGGACUUGAGGUGGUUUGGAGUUUUUAUCCACUAAGUAUGACCUCCUGACCCCUUGGCUUUACAACUUUCCACACUCUGGGCUGCAGAAGAGCCCCUCCUUUUCUGAGUUAAUCAUUUCUUUGCCAUUAUCUGCCAAGAGUUCUUAUCUCUUUUGCUGUCACUUUAUAACAGGGUCCUCUUAUCAACCGGCACAGGGUCAUGUGACCAGUCGAAGCCUAUUGAAAGCUUCCUUUCUUCUGAUUAGAAACCAUCAUGAAACUGGAGACAUGGUUUACAGCAGGUCAUACAUGCUAGAAAAAGUGCAGAGUCCAGGAGAACACGGACUGGAGCCUUUCUGAAUUCUGUUUUUCCCCCCUUUUUCUUAACUUUCACUAAGGAAAUGAGGGUUACUGUAGUCUGAGGUUUCCUUCCCAAAGUCACAAAAUAUGACAAGCUGCAAUCUUUCUCACAUUCAAUGAUUUCUGCUGUAAGCCAAAGGACUGCCAAUAAUUUCGCUAAGAAUGUCUGCUAGUUUGGAUACUGGAGAUUUUCAAGAAUUUCUUAAGCAUGGACUUACAGCUAUUGCGUCUGCACCAGGGUCAGAGACUCGCCACUCCCCCAAACUUGAGGAACAACUCCGGGAAAAACGUGCUGGGCUUCCGGACCGACACCGACGCCCCAUUCCCGCCCGCAGCCGCCUUGUCAUGCUGCCCAAAGUGGAGACGGAAGCUCCCGGACUGGUCCGAUCGCAUGGGGAACAGGGGCAGAUGUCAGAAAACAUGCAAGUGUCUCAAUUUAAAAUGGUGAAUUACUCCUAUGAUGAAGAUCUGGAAGAGCUAUGUCCUGUGUGUGGCGAUAAAGUGUCUGGGUACCAUUACGGUCUCCUCACGUGCGAAAGCUGCAAGGGUUUUUUUAAGCGAACUGUCCAAAACCAAAAAAGGUACACGUGCAUAGAGAACCAGAAUUGCCAAAUUGACAAAACACAGAGAAAACGAUGUCCCUACUGUCGAUUCAAAAAAUGUAUCGAUGUUGGAAUGAAGCUGGAAGCCGUAAGAGCCGACCGUAUGCGAGGGGGCAGAAAUAAGUUUGGGCCAAUGUACAAGAGAGACAGGGCUUUGAAGCAGCAGAAGAAAGCCCUCAUUCGAGCCAAUGGACUUAAGCUGGAAGCCAUGUCUCAGGUGAUCCAAGCAAUGCCCCCAGACCUGACCUCUGCAAUUCAGAACAUUCAUUCUGCCUCGAAAGGCCUACCUCUGAGCCAUGUAGCCUUGCCUCCGACAGACUAUGACAGAAGUCCCUUUGUCACAUCUCCUAUUAGCAUGACAAUGCCAACUCACAGCAGCCUGCAUGGUUACCAACCCUAUGGUCACUUUCCUAGUCGGGCCAUCAAGUCUGAGUACCCAGACCCCUACUCCAGCUCACCCGAGUCGAUGAUGGGUUACUCCUACAUGGAUGGUUACCAGACAAACUCCCCUGCCAGCAUCCCACACCUGAUACUGGAACUUUUGAAGUGUGAACCAGAUGAGCCUCAAGUUCAAGCGAAGAUCAUGGCUUACCUACGGCAAGAGCAGAGUAACCGAAACAGGCAGGAAAAGCUGAGCGCAUUUGGGCUUUUGUGCAAAAUGGCGGACCAGACCCUGUUCUCCAUUGUUGAGUGGGCCAGGAGUAGUAUCUUCUUCAGGGAACUGAAGGUUGAUGACCAAAUGAAGCUGCUUCAAAACUGCUGGAGUGAGCUCUUGAUUCUCGAUCACAUUUACCGGCAAGUGGCGCAUGGGAAGGAAGGGACAAUCUUCCUGGUUACUGGAGAGCACGUGGACUACUCCACCAUCAUCUCACACACCGAAGUUGCGUUCAACAACCUCCUGAGUCUCGCACAGGAGCUGGUGGUGAAGCUCCGUUCCCUCCAGUUCGAUCAGCGGGAGUUUGUAUGUCUCAAGUUCCUGGUGUUGUUCAGCUCAGAUGUGAAGAACCUUGAGAACUUGCCGCUGGUGGAAGGUGUCCAAGAGCAGGUGAAUGCUGCCCUGCUGGACUACACAGUUUGCAACUACCCACAACAGACUGAGAAAUUUGGACAGCUACUUCUUCGGCUGCCAGAGAUCCGGGCCAUCAGCAAGCAGGCAGAAGACUACCUGUACUACAAGCACGUGAAUGGGGAUGUGCCCUAUAACAACCUCCUCAUUGAGAUGCUGCAUGCCAAAAGAGCCUAAGUCCCCACCCCUGGAAGCUUGCUCUAGGAACACAGACUGGAAGGAGAAGAUGAGGAGGAGGAGGACGACGACAGAAACACAAUACUCUGAACUGCUCCAAGCAAUGCUAAUUACAAACUUGGUUUAAAGACACUGAAUUUUAAAAGCAUAAUAAUUAAAUACGUAAUAGCAAAUAAAUGAUAUAUCAGGGUAUUUGUAUUGCAAACUGUGAAUCAAAGGCUGUAUAUCCCCAAAGGAUUCAUAUGAAAGACAUUGUAAUGGGGUGGAUUGAACUUACAGAUGGAGUCCAAUACCACAGCAGAAUAAAAAUGGACAGAACAAUCCUUGUAUAUUUAAACUAAUCUGCUAUUAAAUUCAGAAGUUGAUCUGUGUUAUUAA
Messenger RNA from Mus caroli (Ryukyu mouse), 3091 nucleotides. It is a transcript of the gene Nr5a2, whose product is annotated as nuclear receptor subfamily 5 group A member 2. The record is from RefSeq and is a predicted model, not a curated record. Gene Ontology annotation, molecular function: RNA polymerase II cis-regulatory region sequence-specific DNA binding; nuclear receptor activity; zinc ion binding. NCBI's taxonomy places the organism in Eukaryota, Metazoa, Chordata, Mammalia, Rodentia, Muridae. Gene Ontology annotation, cellular component: RNA polymerase II transcription regulator complex. Gene Ontology annotation, biological process: regulation of transcription by RNA polymerase II; hormone-mediated signaling pathway; tissue development.